AUGCCUCCUGCAAAGACCAAAACCACCAACGGUCCUUCAGGGAAGGGCAAGAUCGCUGUAUCUGCCAAUGAAAUGACCACCCCCAUCUCCACCGUUCCCAGUGAGAAGAAGGCCACGUCGGACGCACCCACACCGUCUACAGGAGGGAAACCAGACAAGAAAACAUACGAAGAAGAGCAACAGAGGUUGAAGGGUGAAAUUGAUGCUGUUCAGGUUAAGCUUUCGGGCGUGAAGGAAAAGAUUGGCCUUGCUACCAAAGGAAGCUCAGGGAACGAGAGACGCAAUGCUCUCAAAGCCGAGCUCGAUAGCAUCAGGGACCAGCAGUCCUCCAACAAAAUGUCCAGAGGUAAAAUCCUUGACCAGGUUAAAUCUUAUCAGGAUUCCAUUGGAAAGAAAAUCAAAGACUUGCAGGCGGCGAAGACUAAAAUCCCUUACAAAAGCGUGGCAGAGGUCGAUGCUCACAUCAAAAACUUGGAGAACCAGGUGGAGUCUGGAAGCAUGAAGCUCGCGGACGAAAAACGUGCGUUGCAGGAGAUAAGUCAAUGCAAACGGAAUCGACGAGCUGUCGAGAGCUUCCAGGCCGACCAGGAUGCCAUCGAAACGGAGCGUCAGAAAGUUGAUGAACUCAAGAAACUACUCGAUGAUCCUGAGUCCAAGGCAAUCUCCGAGCGCUAUGAGAAGAUCAAGGCAGAUUUGGAUGCAUUGAAGAAGGAGGAGGACGAGGCCUACCAAGGCCGAUCGAAGCUUUUCGAGGAACGUGAUACUCUUCAGGCGCAGGUUAACGUCCUAUACAAUGAAAAGAGGGAGUCCAGUCAGAAGUACCGGGAGGCAAAUGAUCGCUACUGGACGAAGGUUAACGAGGACAAGGCUCGUCGCGCGGAGAAGGCCAAGGCUCAACGAGCUGCAGAGGAAGCACAAAAGAAACAAGAGAUUGCUCAGCGGCUUAGGGAAGAGGCCGAGAUUCCUGCUUUCCAGGCUCAAAUUGAGGACUGUCAGACCCUCAUCGACGCAUUGUCUGGAAAGUCAACCGGAGAAGUCACGUUCAAGAGUACGCCUUUACAGCCUGAAAGGGGCGAAAUCGCCGGUGUUGCUAAGCUCGAAAUACGGAAAGUGGAGGCAGCGCCCGAAGGCAUGGUCCCACGUAAGAAAAAGAAUGAUGACGACGAGAACUAUUUUGUCGGAAGCAAGGGCAAAAGCAAAGGCACCAAGAAGCCUCCCGCCAAGUCCAACGGCAAUGCUGACGCUGCUCCUGCAUCGGCAGCCAGUUCAUCACAGCUCAACCUCCCCUUCUCAACUCUUUCGGCUUUGCUUUCCCUAUCCAUCCCUCCCCCCACCUCCACUGUUGACGUCCCUCGUGUGAUAGAGAACGUCAAGACUAAAAAGGCCUGGUUCGAAGCUAACCAGGCCCGUGUCACUGCUGAAAGCAUCACCAAGGCGGACGCAGAAAUUCAGCGGCUUCUGUACGAAUCGUCGAAGGAAGCCGGCAAGUCCCAGGACUCCAUGACAAGCGAAAUCAUUCCUCCCAACGGAGGAGGUGAACGUCCUGGAGAGCCUGCACCUACCCCGAACGUCCAUGAUAUGGCCUCAGUUGCUGUCCCGACUGAAGAAGUUGAUAGCAAAUUGGAGGUCGUUCAGGAGCAAAAUGGCGAGGCACAUGCAGAAGCCCAGUAA
Marasmius oreades (fairy-ring Marasmius) is the source of this 1671-nucleotide messenger RNA. RefSeq lists its product as uncharacterized. The record is from RefSeq and is a predicted model, not a curated record. NCBI's taxonomy places the organism in Eukaryota, Fungi, Basidiomycota, Agaricomycetes, Agaricales, Marasmiaceae. Bases 1 to 1671 code for a protein of 556 amino acids. The transcript is spliced from 4 exons. Gene Ontology annotation, biological process: intracellular mRNA localization. Gene Ontology annotation, cellular component: nuclear outer membrane-endoplasmic reticulum membrane network; endoplasmic reticulum; ribonucleoprotein complex. Gene Ontology annotation, molecular function: mRNA binding.